AUGGAUACGUUGAAAAAGAAAUUGAGGGAUGAAAUAGACUUAGGACCUGUGGUGUGGAUCAUAGGGGACUCGAUAGUGUUUUGGGCACAUCGCAGGGCGAAGAACACCGGCGAGGCUGACCUUGGACUUGGAACGUCGGUCCGCUGGUUGGGGAAAAGGGGGCUACGAAUUGAAGGGUUGAAAUUUAAUUCGUCAAUAUAUAUAAAUAUAUAUAUAUAUUUUUUAGUGGGAUUCUCUCCAGCGACAACCCCCGGUACAGCCCAUCACAUCCUCCUCUACGGGUGCAAAGAACCGGGAAUGAUUCAAGAUAAACCAUGGGACUGCGGUGAGAUGGAUAUGGCUAAGGAUAGUAAGAAGAUGACAGCCCCGCCCUGCUCUGUUGGUUCCCAGAUCUUAUACGCAUGGGCUAUGGAUGCUCCUCCUCUGGAGUUACCAAAAGAUAUUGGGUUCGGAGUCGGUGGUGAUACGGGCAUUGACUAUCUCGUUCUUCAGGUCCACUAUGCUCACGUUGAGAAGUUUGAAGACGGCUCUACGGAUAAUUCCGGUAUUGCUCUUACCUGGACGCUUAAACCGCAGCCAUUUAAAGCUGGAGUUUUCUUCUUGGGAAGUGACGGCGAGAUUCCUGGCAAAUCAAAAGAUGUACAUCUUGAGACAGCCUGUGAAUACGAGGGACCCACGCUUCAUCCAUUUGCUUACAGAGUCCACGCACACAAACUAGGACAGUUGAUAUCUGGCUAUCGAAUCAGGGACGAAUUCUGGACAGAGAUUGGUAAACGAAGCCCACAAUUACCUCAGAUGUUCAACCCAAUCACAAAGGAUGUUGAGAUUCGAUCAGGAGACUUACUGGCAGCACGGUGCACGUAUGAUAGUGACAGAGAUGAGACUACAUACACUGGGAUGACAGGUGAUGACGAGAUGUGCAACUUCUACAUCAUGUACUACACCGAGGAGGGCGAGCUGCCGGACAUGCAAUCAUGCUACGCGGAUGGGGUGUACAAGUGGGCCGACGACCUACCCAACAUACCAGACAAAGAAGCCAGCAGCCCCACCAGCGAUGCCCCGUCAAACAGCAUGUAGGCUUCAUGCUCAGUCCUAACCCAUUGCCUAAUAUGUUGGUGGUUUUAUGUUUGUGAUGGUUCAUUAAAACAGUCAAAACACAUUUGGCAAGUCAUUCUCGAUUCAACAAAGGAGUGACUACUACAGGUGUCGCACCGAGUGAUUUUAUGGUUUAGUUUUUUCACAAUGAUAAUUAUGAAUUCAUGCCAUUCUUUAUCUCAAGUUUGAUUCCUUUGAAGGAAAUCUCUUUUCUUUCUUUCUCUUUUCUAAAAAAAUCAUAUCACUUUUUUGCACACUUCCUUAAUCUACUAAUAUGCACCUAAUUCCUUGUUAAAUUUGGUUGGAUUAAAUUUACUGAAUUCUUUCUACAUAUUUUUUUGCUCUGACCCCCCGUUCCCCCCUAAAAAGACUAUAAAUAAGAAGAAAAAUUCUGAUACUUUGAAACAAACAAAAACAGAUGUAUAUUUGUAAUUCACUCAUUUUGUCAUAGACAUACAUGUACAUGUAAUACCAAAUCAACUCAUAUACAUGCAUAACAAUAUUUUGAUCAUUCCAUGUGUUUGGAAUGGUAAGAAUGUAAAUACUAUACAUGAUUUAAGAGUGUUUAUUGUAAAUACUUUGAGACAAUAAUUUGUGCAAUCUUGUGUGGUUGUUUUUAGGUUUCAAACAGUACUUUUAUGAUGCUAAUGUUGACUGAUAUGGUAAAUUAGACUAACGCUAUUGGCUUACAUACACUAGGCAACAGAAUAGACCAAUUUUAUAUGCAACUGAAUUGCAAGCUACAUGUAGGACAUUUUGGGCCAUUAAUUCAUUGUAUAAUUUCAAAUCAUCAAUAUUGUAAUAUGAUGUAUGAUCAAGAUGUGUGAACUCAUACUAGAUAUAUUUUAAGGUAUUUUUUCUUCAAAACAAUCAAACUAUUGGGCUUCAUUAUUUGUUGGCCAAUUUUUGUCAUAUAUAUUUAAUAUUAUGGGAAAAUAAGAAGCACCCAGAAAAUUCUCAUAGGGUCCAAUUUAAACUAAAGAAAUGUAGCAAAAUUGAACUGGUGAGUUAAACAAAUUAGCCCCAGAAAAAAAAUCUCUGCUUGUAAUUGUGCAUAUGCAAGCUUUAACAAAAUUAUGCCCUUAAGCAUUCCAACACUUUUUACUGUUGGCAGUUAUUUGGUAUAGCUCUAGCAACAGUGAAUAAUCUCUAGCAGAAGUAGGUCUUCCAUUAGUAGAAAAGAAAAAGCUAUUACUGAUGCCUGAAAAAUUGCUCUAGCAUUGCCGCAGUAUCAUGCUUAUCUGGAAAAUACAUUCAUCCAAGCUUAAACAAGCACAAAUUGUUAUUCACAAAAGAGUGUUUACUGGGAAAUUUUUGCCCGUUGCUUAUGUAUGCUGAUUUUCAGAACUAAAAAUAAAAAAGCAUUGCGAUACCACAAAUGUUAAUGAAAGACCGUAGAAGAAUAUUUGUACAUGUAUGUUGGAUAUAAGUCUGGGUAAAUUCAAGAAAAAUGCUAUUAUUGAUGCAACACAUGUCCUAUGUAUAUUAUUUUGGUAUGUUGGUGUUUUUGUUUUGGUUAUUUUCUGUUACUGCUGGAAAAGUACAAAAUGUUUGUAAUUAACAACAGGACCUCUGAUUUUAAGACCUCUGUUAACUGAGCAAUGGGUAGUACGGUAAUCCGUCAUCUUAAUCUCAAACCCAGGUCUCAAUACCGUAAGACCACCACCCUACCUCCCAUGCUUUUGAUCCCCCCCCUUUGAAUAACAUCCCAACCAUCAAACUACUUAAUUACAUUGUUUCAAUGUGAUAGAACUUUUUAACACUGCUCAAUCAAUUCCACCAAAUACUGCACAUUCUUGCAAUAAUGCCACACUAUAAACAAUAAAUUAAAAAAUGCAUCAUGCCAACACAAAACCGUCUAGCAGAGAAUUACAAAGCUUUAUUGAUGAGUACUUUCUUUUGGAUCUUAUUAUCUUAUUGGCUAAAGGGACAAUCACACAUGAUAGGUUUAGAUGUUAUUCUACCCCCCCCCCCCAAGUUGGAUGCUAUUUGAGCCAAUUUGUAUUUAAUGGGUUCCCGUACAAUAAGAUGUUUAUUGCUACGUUAGUAAAGCACAAUUCAAAAGCAAUCACCAAUGUUGUAACCCAUGUAAAUUGGCCUUACCCUACUAUAAAGGGCUUGAUUGCAUCCAAAUUUGCGGGCAAACUGCCGUGAACCGCCAUCUAAACCAAUGAUAAGUGAUGGCCCCUUUAGUGGCGUAUAUGUAGAAAAUGUUUGCAGGGCCUUGAUAAAUGGUAUCUCUAUGUAUAUGUUAGCAGAAUGAUCAUGCCUAGGCAGCAGCUUUAUAUGUAUAUGCUUAGUCGUUUGUGUAUGCACUUUACGGAUAAGAUGUGAAAAUUAAAGUCUAUUUAGUUCAUAA
Lytechinus variegatus (green sea urchin) is the source of this 3454-nucleotide messenger RNA. RefSeq names its product peptidylglycine alpha-hydroxylating monooxygenase-like. The coding region runs from base 1 to 1077 and encodes 358 amino acids. NCBI's taxonomy places the organism in Eukaryota, Metazoa, Echinodermata, Echinoidea, Temnopleuroida, Toxopneustidae. Gene Ontology annotation, biological process: peptide metabolic process. Gene Ontology annotation, molecular function: oxidoreductase activity, acting on paired donors, with incorporation or reduction of molecular oxygen, reduced ascorbate as one donor, and incorporation of one atom of oxygen; copper ion binding. The transcript is spliced from 12 exons. The record is from RefSeq and is a predicted model, not a curated record. Gene Ontology annotation, cellular component: extracellular region; membrane.